AUGGGCAAUUUCUACAACGAGAUUAUCUCCAGUGUGGUGGAUCUUGACCCCGAGCAAACGUAUCAGGCCCUCUCAGGCACCGCCGACCCACUGGAGGUGGCACGAACAAAAAUGAAGAUUCAGGCCUACGGCGCCAAGGAAGCCCUCGAACGCAGCAAAAACUUGGGCCCUUUGGGAGUGGACCCCAUUUCGGGAUUUCCAAGGGCUGUGAUGAAGCUGCUUUCUACCGGCAUCACCGUGGAGCAAGGGGCCGCCAUUGCCGCAGAGGCAAAUAUUCAGAAUGAGUUGCUGGAGCAAACCGCCGACAUGGCGAGGCAGGCGGGGGUAUGA
This is a messenger RNA of Trypanosoma rangeli, 330 nucleotides long. RefSeq lists its product as uncharacterized. The transcript has a single exon. Lineage: Eukaryota; Euglenozoa; Kinetoplastea; Trypanosomatida; Trypanosomatidae. The record is from RefSeq and is a predicted model, not a curated record. Bases 1 to 330 code for a protein of 109 amino acids.